CUGGAACGUCAGCCAAGAUUCUAAAAAAUUGAACUUUACCGCGACGUCCUCACAACGUCGCCAUAAAGUAAUGUCGCGCUGACCAAAGGACGACGAGUUUACUGUCUCGAUGUGAGGUCAUGGGGACUUUCUGAAACAAAUCCAGGAACACAUAUUGUUCUGAUACUGAAUGUGGAAAUCCCCCUACUGUAGCAUCCAUUGACCGCAGCUUGGCAAACAUGUGAAAGCAAUCUGAAAGCAAAACUGGACAUGAAUGACGACGCGAGAAAUGCAUACAUUCUUUUUGUGAACUAACUAGGCUUUACCGAUGUCAUUAUGAAGACGAUUUUAUCCAACGCGACUUACAAUUGGGGAAUACAUAAGCGAUUCAUCUUGAAGAGGCAAUCAGACAAAGGAAGUGCUCGCAACACCAAGUCUCAGGGAGUCUUCAGGUGGUUCUGAGCCAGAUAGAGAAGGAGAAAAACACAGGAGAAAUGGUCUAUCAGCAUCCUUUGCAAUAAAUCUAAAUCUAACUUCCCAGCAGCAGAAAUCAAGUUUAAACGCCUUAAUUACUCAACGAUGAAUGAAACUGCCUGAAGAGAAUGAAUACCAUCCUGUAAAUCUACUAAUUAAGUGAGGAAUAAUCUAAUAAUGAUCCGUUUUAAUGCACAAGAAAUUUAAGGCACCCAUCAGACCAUGCAACUAAUGUGAAAACUGUGCAGUACCAAUGACGUGACAAAUGUUUCCUCAGCACUCAUAUUAACACAUUAAGCAAACUCUACUGAGAUUUGUGUUACCAUGAUCAUUUUCAGCAUUACUGUUCUUCUUGCGAUUGUUCCUUUUAAUGAACUUUGUGCUUGUGGAUGUGCACGUGCUGAAUAUGAGAUAGACAAUCAGUGCUGCCCCAUGUGUGCUCCUGGGAACCAUGUUCACUGGCACUGCAGAGAUGAUACCAGCACAACUUGUGUUCCAUGCCCUGAAUUCACUUUUAGUGAUGAACCGAAUGGCCUCAUGAAAUGCUUUCCCUGUACUGUUUGUCAUGCAACCCGAGGUUUAAGAGUGAAUAAAGCAUGUACUCCGUCAUCAGAUAGUGUUUGUGGGCCACUGGAGAGAUUCUACUGCACUGACAAAAUGAAAGGCAGCUGCAUUUCAGCUGUGCAACAUUCUGAAUGUAGCCCUGGACAAUAUAUCAAACAAGCAGGUACUGGCUCCACAGAUACUGUAUGUGCUGACUGUACAGGUGACACAUAUUCAAAUGGAUCGUUCUCAUCCUGUUUACCACACACAAAAUGUGAGGACAUGGGACUUACUGAAACAAAUCCAGGAACAUAUUCUUCUGAUACUGAAUGUGGAAAUCCCCAUACUGCUGUAACAAUCAUUUCGCUUAGUGUUGUAGUUAUUUUAAUAUUAAGUGUUUUCACAGUUAUACUUAUUCUGAAAAAGAAACCAUCUCACAAAUCUGGAAACAGAAAAGUACUUAAAUGAAAAAGCCAGUUCAAAAGUUGUUGCUGGCCGAAAGAAUAUUGAGGCAGGCAGACUGGAAGAACAAGCCCUAACAACAGUUUCGACUCGAUCCGCAUGAAGGAGUUUUCAUGUCUGAAGUCCAGCAGCUACCUCAACAAAAACCCUUUGAAACAAACUGAGAGGCACUUAGGAUUUUCUUUUGAAGUAUUGUAUGUUCCAAGCCUCAAAGAAAAAUGUAGCAGCAAUAUGAAUGAGCUAACAUAACCAUAUUACAAAACUGUAUAUUGUAUAUCUCAACCCAUUCUCACUCCCAAGGCGUCAAAAACUGAAGCAUGGUCAAACGCCUUUCGCGUCACUAUGAAGACGCCAAAAGUGCCCCUAGGCGUCAGUAUAUGACAAAAUAGGAUCUCCAUUGCUAAAAAUGAACUUUGGCAAAAGGAAUCUUUCCGGCUCUGACUGCAUUGGUUUAGCUUAUGGGGCUGUCACGUGAUGAACGAACGACUCAAGCCCGAAGGCUUGUCAGAUAAGAGGUGAGGUGAGCUAAUCAAGACCCAGGUAAACAAUGAAUUAAUCUUUUCUGUUUCUUAUAGCAUUAUAGUUUGUAUUGUUUGUAGUGUGAUCAACGUUUGCAUAAGUAGUAGAUGUGUUAGGGAAGUAGCACGUAACAUUUUAAUUAUAUUUUGCUAAAAUGAACGAAAUGACUCGAAAAAAGAUUCGUUCAUUUUGCUGAACGAGACUCAAAGGUCCGAGUCAGUAAAAUGAUCCGAACUUCCCAUCACUACAUCUCAUUCAAAAAGAUACUCCCGUCCCGUAGCAUAACGCAAUUGGUCACGAGACACAGAAGAGCCAAUAGCCUGUCAAAACAGCAUAACGUAAUCGGUCACGAGACACACAAGAGCCAAUAGCAGGUAUAUGGGAGGGAGAAAAAAAAAAAAAAAGUGCAAAAAAUUCAAUAAUUAAACACUGUUUGGUUUGUAUCAGACACUUGCACAUAACAUAUGAAAAUCAAGCUCAAAUGGAGUUAACUGUUUUUGACCAGAGAAUGACGGAGAUGGAGUGUUUUGUCUGUCAUUAGAAUGGCUGUAACUGUUAUUUGAAGCAGCAAGUGCAUUGCAUUAUAUACUUUCAUCAACUUUUACAGGUUAUAUAACUUUGAUUGUAGCUAUAUGGACGCUUAGUUUUUUCUUGAUGUUUAAUACACUUGGCCAAAAUCUCAAAUUAAGCGCUUAUGCACAGGAUAUUAAAACGUAGCCUACACAAGUAUAUAGACGGCAAAUAACUAAUUCUUCUCCACUCUUCAAACACACAAAAACAUUAUCCUUUACAGACAUAGUGUUUGAGUAAAGAAAACGCUGUACUAUUCAAACAUCAAUUAUUUAUUUACUCUUGCAUUACGAAAAAGCAGAGAUCCGUCUCCUCCAGGCUGUGCGCGGCGAGUCAAUCUGAAUGGAGGCGGGGUGAAGUUACGAGGUCUCGCUGAGAGCUCGAUGAUCCAAUGGCGUUACGAAGUUUUACUGACAAGUUAUUUUAGUGCUUAUCAUUGGUUAACUAUUUUUAAAACACUCCGAUUUAAAAUAAUAAAAACAAAUUAUAAUCGACUCAAGUUUGGAUAAUUUUUCACAGCACCUGACUGGGCUAGGGUAUGGCAACUGCCAUACGCAAACGCCGCCCCUGCUCGGAAGACUUGGAAUAUUAAUAUUUUUGAAUAAAUUAUGACGGUAGUUGUAUCUGCCUGUUAUAUCUUGUGUUUUAUUGACAAAUGGUAGAUUUAGGGGCAGGGGUUGGGAUAUGUGCUCAUAAUGUGUAAAUAAUGUAAUAUAAAUAAAACUGUUGUGGCCGAUUUGAUUGCACAGAUACUAUUUAAACUAAACUGAGCUAGACAAUGACAUCUCUGAAUUCAAUAAUGAAAUGCCUUUAACUGAAAAUUGAGUGUUUAAUCUUAUCAUUAUACAUUACUGACACUCUAUCCUCCAAUUUGAUACUGUUAAGUGCUUUGACACAAUCUGUAUUGUAAAAGCGCUAUAUAAAUAAAGGUGACUUGACUUGACUUGUUUACAUUGGGGAAAAAAAAAAAAAAAAAUCACACCCCAACAUAUAUGCAAUAAUGGCAAUGUUAUUACCCAAUAUAUAAUUUAAUUAUGACGAUAAAAUUCCCAGUAUGGCGUCGGCAUAUUGACGCUAAGGGUUUCCGAUUUAAAACAACGGAGGACCCUGCAAGUCGAAAAAUGACGCUAAGGGGUACCUUGAGCGUCAAAAAGCGACGCCAAGUGGUCCUGACCAAGCUUCAAUAUGUGACGAGUUGGGUGUGAGAAUGGGUUGUAUAUCUGCAUUAUUCACUUUCUAAAACACUUUUUUAAAGAAAAGGAAUGUUAAAUUAUAGUUUUGUGUCAAUAAAUAUUUUUAUAGAUUCAUUGAAGUAUUGUAAUAAACCUCUCUUUAUGUUUUCUUA
Molecule: messenger RNA, 3892 nt
Organism: Onychostoma macrolepis
Lineage: Eukaryota; Metazoa; Chordata; Actinopteri; Cypriniformes; Cyprinidae
Product: tumor necrosis factor receptor superfamily member 14-like
Exons: 12
Coding region: 778-1464 (228 amino acids)
Biological process (GO): positive regulation of cytokine production involved in immune response; positive regulation of T cell migration; defense response to Gram-positive bacterium
Cellular component (GO): external side of plasma membrane
Molecular function (GO): protein binding
Source: RefSeq, a predicted model, not a curated record